Molecule: messenger RNA, 1698 nt
Organism: Endocarpon pusillum Z07020
Lineage: Eukaryota; Fungi; Ascomycota; Eurotiomycetes; Verrucariales; Verrucariaceae
Exons: 3
Coding region: 1-1698 (565 amino acids)
Biological process (GO): transmembrane transport
Molecular function (GO): transmembrane transporter activity
Source: RefSeq, a predicted model, not a curated record
AUGGCAAACGCCAAAGCAGCAAGUCCAGGACACGGACUUGCGAGCUCACCAUACCCGGUCUCAGGGUCCUCUGAUGGCUCUAAAGCGAAUAGUGAACAGCAUGAUCAUGGAUCAGAGCAUCACCCGAGAGCAGGCAUGAAGAGCUUUGCUUGGCCCUUGGUGCUGAUAUCGAUACUGUGUUCUCACUUCCUCUACGCUCUUGACAACACCGUCGUAGCGAACGUGCAACCGGCCAUUAUUGCAACGCUGGGCGAAAUAGACAAGCUGCCAUGGAUCUCUGUGGGGUUCGUUUUCGCUGCGGCAAGCGUGACGCUCACAUGGGGCAGAUUGUACGGACUGUUCGAUGUUAAGAUUACCUUCAUGACCGCAGUCUUCGUAUUCGAGGUAGGUACAGCUGUCUGUGGUGCGGCACCGACCAUGAAUGCUUUCAUAGUUGGUCGCACCAUCUGCGGCUUAGGAGCUGGAGGGAUCUACACGGGCACAAUGGUAGUGGUUGCGGCGUUCACUUCGAUCAAAGAGCGACCAGCUUACCUAGGGAUGACUGGUCUUACCUGGGGGUUUGGAACUGUACUAGGGCCAGUUAUCGGCGGCGCCUUUGCAGAUAACACGCACGCCACGUGGCGUUGGGGCUUCUACAUUGGCCUCUGUGUCGGCGCUGUAGCCGCGCCAGUAUACUUCCUACUGCUGCCAAGAUACGACGUCCGAAAAGGCACGCCCAUGUUGAUACGGUUCUUUGAGUUCGACCUUGUGGGAUCAGUAUUACUGAUCGGCGCUUUCGUCUCUGGGACCUGUGCAAUCGAUUUUGGCGGAUCUCUGUACGCAUGGAGCGACUCGCGUAUCAUUGGACUCUUCUGUGUAUUCGGUGUUCUCUGCAUACUCUUUACAGCGCAGCAAGGGUGCUCCAUACUGACGAAACCCGAGCACAGACUGUUCCCGGGAGACAUGCUCAAGUCUCGAGAUAUGGUCAUCCUGUUCAUUCAGGCCUCAGCAUCAAAUGCCUGCGUUUUCAUUCCGGUCUUUUACAUCCCACUUUACUUCCAGUUCGUUCGUGGCGAUGGCGCUCUGGAGUCAGCGGUCCGGCUGCUGCCAUACGUCUGUGUGUUUGUCGCCGCCGCAAUGUUCAACGGUAUCUUCAUGACGAAGACUGGCUAUUACCUGCCAUGGUACAUUGUCGGCGCGGCACUGUCCCUUGUGGGAGGGGCACUGAUGUUCACAGUCACCCAACAUACAGCCCCAUCCCGCGUGUAUGGCUACAGCGUGCUCAUUGCAGCCGGUGCAGGCUCUGUCAAUCCCGCCUGUUGGGCCGUCUCUCAGGCAAAGGCUCCUCGCGGCAACUUUGUUCAGGCGAGCGCUUUCAUUGGCCUCGCGAACGCGCUGGGCCUGACGCUAACUUUGAGCAUUUCCAACAGUGUCUUCGUGAAUGUCGCGACGAAAAUGGUUGCGACGGUCUUGCCGAGGUUAAAUCGUACGCAGGUGCAGGCCGCCAUCGCUGGCACUGAUGCACAUGUCUUCCAGACGCUCAUGGAUGACGAGCGUAUGCGGUGCUUGGAUGCCAUAACAUAUGCACUGUCGAGGAUCUAUAUCAUGCUGAUUGUUGGGGCUGCUACAUCCUUGGUGUUUGCAAUGCUCAUGAAGUGGGAAAAGGUUUUUGUGGAUCCAGAGAAAGAGCAGCAGGAUGAACAAAAGGCACAAGUUUAG